Nerophis lumbriciformis (worm pipefish) is the source of this 1098-nucleotide messenger RNA. The record is from RefSeq and is a predicted model, not a curated record. Lineage: Eukaryota; Metazoa; Chordata; Actinopteri; Syngnathiformes; Syngnathidae.
AUGCAGACCUUCCUAAAAGGCCGGAGAGUCGGCUACUGGCUCAGCGAAAAGAAGAUGAAGAAGCUGAAUUUUCAAGCUUUUGCGGAUUUGUGCAGGAAAAGAGGGAUAGAGGUUAUUCAGUUGGACCUGAACCAACCCCUGGAAGAGCAGGGUCCUCUGGACGUCAUCAUCCACAAACUGACGGACCUGAUCCUGGAGGCUGACCAAAAUGAUUCUCAGGCCGUGGUGCUGGUGCAAAGAGUGCAGGACUACAUCGACGCUCACCCCGAGACCAUUGUUCUCGACCCGCUGCCGGCUAUCAGGACUCUCUUGGACCGCUGCAAGUCUUACCAGCUAAUCCACAGGAUAGAAAGCUGUAUGCAAGACGAGAGGAUUCGCUCUCCUCCGUUCAUGGUCCUCAACAGCGAGUGCAGCCCGGAUGUGCUUGAGGUGAUCAGGAAGCAUGGACUCACAUUUCCCUUCAUUUGCAAAACUCGAGUGGCUCAUGGAACCAACUCCCACGAGAUGGCCAUUAUUUUCAGCGAGGAGGACCUGAAGGACGUGAAGCCCCCCUGUGUCAUCCAGAGCUUCAUCAACCACAACGCGGUGCUCUACAAGGUGUUUGUGGUGGGGGACUCCUACACGGUAGUGGAGAGACCCUCUCUCAAGAAUUUCCCAGCCGGGCCUGCGGACAGGAAAGCCAUUUUCUUCAACAGCCACAACGUUUCCAAACCCGAGUCGUCCUCGGAUUUGACCUCGAGAGACAACGUGGAAGGCAUGUCUCCGCCACCGAGCGACGACGUCAUCCGAGAACUCUCCAGGUCUUUGCGGCAGGCGCUGGGCGUGUCCUUAUUCGGCAUCGACGUCAUCAUCAAUAACCAAACCGGUCAGCACGCCGUCAUCGACAUCAACGCCUUUCCAGGUUACGAGGGCGUCCCGGAGUUCUUCGACGACCUGCUCGACCACAUCGGCGCCGUGCUCCAGAGCCGCGCCGAGCCGCCCCCCGCGGCGGGCGACGCGGGACUGAAGGGUGGGCGUCAUCAGCGCCUGGGCUGCAGCUCGCCCAAUUUUCAGCAGCACUGCGUGUCCGCCAUUGCCACCAAGGCCUCCUCGCAGUGA